Molecule: messenger RNA, 5521 nt
Organism: Carcharodon carcharias (great white shark)
Lineage: Eukaryota; Metazoa; Chordata; Chondrichthyes; Lamniformes; Lamnidae
Gene: sema6d
Product: sema domain, transmembrane domain (TM), and cytoplasmic domain, (semaphorin) 6D, like
Exons: 22
Coding region: 412-3636 (1074 amino acids)
Biological process (GO): neural crest cell migration; negative regulation of axon extension involved in axon guidance; positive regulation of cell migration
Molecular function (GO): chemorepellent activity; semaphorin receptor binding
Source: RefSeq, a predicted model, not a curated record
CGAGUCCGGGGGCUGGAGAGCAGCCGCCCGGCUUCUCCUCCGCUACCACUGGAUCGGACGCUCUCUCCUCUCUCUCUGUCUCUCUUGUGUGUCCUCCACCACUUCUCAGCAUCUUUCUCAAAUGGCCAGAAUAGUCAAGUAUGGACACACUGCUAUUGGGAAUGGACUGUGUCCAAACCUCUGAUAAAAAGACCUCUUCCAGUGGAGAUUUUCAACCUAGCACACUGAACUGGACUCUAUAGAUGAAAGGAUAGUCUUCUAACUCAUUGUCAUCAGACCCUAGUGUGAAGAUCAGAUGGUGCCAGGAAAAAGCUGUGCCAGGCUGUAAACGGACAGCUUCUUCAAAGCUUUGAAUACGACAGCAACGGUGAAGGUAGCUUCCGUUUUGCAAAGGAAGACCCUGCGCCCAGCAUGAAGGCCUGUACAGAUUAUUUCUCCUUCGUGGUGCCCUUCUUGUUACUGAUGGCAUGCCCAACAGUAGCCGUUAGCUUCCCUGAAGAUGAUGAACCCAUUAACACAAUAGAGUUCCAACAUUCAAGACAAUAUCCAAUAUUCAGAGGGCGGCUUUUAGGAAACGAAUCUUUACAUAGAUUGGACUAUCAGCUGAUGUUGAAAAUCGAAGAUAUACUUUAUAUUGCUGGCAGGGACCAAGUCUACGCUAUUAAUUUAAAUGAUCCUCCAAGGGCAGAAAUCAUUUCUAGCAAAAAACUAACCUGGAAGUCAAGGCAGCAAGACAGAAGUAACUGUGCCAUGAAGGGCAAACACAAAGAUGAAUGCCACAAUUUUAUCAAAGUCUUUGUCCCCAAAUCUGACGACACUGUUUUUGUUUGUGGCACAAACGCUUUUAACCCUGUAUGCAGAUAUUAUCGGUUGGAUACUUUGGAUUAUAAUGGCGAAGAAGUCAGUGGAUUGGCACGGUGCCCAUUUGAUGCCAAGCAAACCAAUGUUGCCCUCUUUGCUGACAAUAAAUUGUACUCCGCAACAGUUGCUGAUUUCCUAGCCAGCGAUGCUGUCAUCUACCGUAGUAUGGGAGAUGGAUCAGCUCUCAGGACAAUUAAAUACGAUUCAAAAUGGAUCAAAGAGCCUCACUUCCUACAUGCUGUUGAAUAUGGAAACUAUGUGUAUUUCUUCUUCCGAGAAAUAGCUGUUGAACACAACAAUCUUGGAAAGGCUGUUUAUUCACGUGUAGCAAGAAUUUGCAAGAAUGACAUGGGAGGAUCACAGCGGGUGCUGGAAAAACACUGGACAUCAUUUCUAAAAGCUCGUUUAAAUUGCUCAGUUCCUGGGGAUUCGUUCUUCUACUUUGAUGUAUUACAGUCUAUCACAGACAUUAUAGAAAUCAAUGGGUACCCGACUAUCGUUGGAGUAUUUACAACCCAGCUUAACAGCAUCCCUGGAUCGGCAGUUUGUGCCUUCAAUAUGGAAGACAUUGAAAAAUCAUUCAAAGGAAGGUUUAAAGAACAGAAGACCCCAGACUCAGUUUGGACUGCUGUGCCAGAGGAUAGGGUACCAAAGCCUAGACCCGGCUGCUGCGCAGGACAUGGUCCAGCAGAAUCUUACAAGAUCUCCAUUGAUUUCCCUGAUGAAACACUGGCCUUCAUCAAAUCCCAUCCAUUGAUGGAUUCUGCUGUUCCCUCGCUCAUAGAGGAGCCCUGGUUCACCAAGACAAGGGUCAGAUACCGUCUGACAGCAAUUGCCAUUGAUAAUGCUGCAGGUCCUCGUCAGAACUAUACAGUUACCUUUACUGGUUCAGAAGCUGGCAUGGUGCUUAAAGUGUUAACAAAAACCACUCCAAAUUCUCUAAACGACAGCAUACUACUGGAGGAAAUGGAUGUUUUUAACCCCUUAAAGUGUAACGCUGCUAAUGAAGAUGACAGGAAAGUCCUGGGAUUACAGAUUGACAAAGAUCACCAUGCUCUGUUCGUGGCCUUCUCCAGUUGUGUCAUUCGAGUUCCUCUCAGUCACUGUGAACAUUAUGGCACAUGCAAGAAAGCUUGCAUUGGUUCACGAGAUCCAUACUGUGCCUGGCUGGAUAAUAAAUCAUGUGGAAUUGUGAGACCAGGUAUAAACACCGUGUUUGAACAAGAUGUAGAGUCCGGCAACACAGCACAUCUUGGCGAGUGUCACGAAAUCUUGGCCACCACACCAGAUUACAAAACAUUUGGUGAUCCAACAUCUGACACGGAUUUAUCGGCAGUCUCUGCUUCCACGGGUGCAAGUGGCCCAGUAGUGUCUCCAAACCUGAUUGGUUCACGAAAAGUUGAAGUACAAGAUGAUAUGGACACUUAUGAUUAUUUUGAACCAUUAUCUGCUGUCCCCAAUGGUGUACGAUGGGAGGUGCAAUCUGGAGAUGCAAAUCAGAUGGUUCACAUGAAUGUUCUGAUUACCUGCGUUCUUGCUGCUUUUGUUCUGGGAGCCUUCAUUUCUGGCAUAGCUGUGUACUGUCACCGGGAUACCUACUUACGCAAAGCUAGAAAAAUGAACAAGGAUGCAGAAUCUGCACAAUCCUGCACCGACUCAAGUGGAAGUUUCACAAAGUUCAAUGGGCUAUUUGACAGUCCGGUCAAGGAGUAUCCACAAAAUAUUGACACACCUAAGCUUUAUACCAACUUGCUAUCUAAUGGCAAGGAGCUACCACCCAGCAGUGAUGCAAAGUCUAUGAUUGUGGAUAACCAUGGGCAACCUCCAGAACUGGCAGCGCUGCCAACUCCCGAAUCUACACCAGUGCUUCAGCAGAAAAGUAUUCAACCAAUCAAGAACCAGUGGGAGAAAGCCCAGAACAAUAUUAAUGCAGCAAGGAAGGAAUCACCUUUAAAAAGCCCUCAAAUUAUUCCAUCUAGUCCUCCUCCCCAUUCACCUAUAAACCAUAGUGGUCAAAUACCCAGCGCAGUGGUGCUUCCCAAUGCUACCCAUGCCUACAACAUGUCUUUCUCAAAUUCUAAUGCACACAAAGCUGAAAGGAAGGUACAGAACAUAGAAAUGUCAAUGACUGGUCAUUCAAGUAAAAAAGAACAGCGAAGAGCUAUUGAGGCAAGAAACACACUAAAUGACCUUCUGAAACAUCUCAAUGAAAGUGGUAGCAAUCCGAAAGCUAUUUUGGGAGAUGUCCCCAUGACUCGUCAAAACAUAAUGCUAGACCCAAUGACCAAAAUAGUUGAAAUGCCACCCAAGGUUCCAAACAGAGAGGCCUCACUGUAUUCUCCUUCUUCUACUCUACCAAGACACAGCCCAACUAAGAGGGUGGAUGUUCCAACAACUUCAAACAUCCAACUGUCAAGUUUAGAGAGAGAGCGGGGCUACCCAAGAAAUUCUUCACAGAGGCAUUCAAUAUCCGUACUCCCCAAAAAUGUUAUCAGUUCAUUAAAUGGAGCUGUGUUGUCACGACAUCCCAGUUUCAAUAGGGGAGGGUACUUCCCUCCGGCACCCCCCAUGAGAAUGGAUUCUGUACAUGGUACUCCCCUUGUUAUUCAACCACAACCUGGCUCUUUGUCCCGCCAGAGCAGUUACACAAGCAAUGGUACACUGCCUCGAUCAGGAAUAAAGCGAACACCAUCCAUUAAGCCAGAUGUGCCACCAAAACCAUCAUUUGGUCAACCCACAACUCCAGUCAAACCACUACACAAGUACAGUUACUAAGAGUAUUCAUUUCUCAGUUAAUGUGAUGUGGGAGGACUUGAAGAUCAAUAUUGCUUAAAGCUACCAGUGACAAUGCUCUGAUAGAUACACAAAGAAGUGGCCAAAGUAGCUACAUUUCCUCAAAUGGCAUCUUUAAUUAAGACUGAAGGCAGGAAUGUUCGCCUGCCGCACGAAGAAGAUGCUAUGUAAUACAAAAUGUAUUACUGUUAAGAUUUGGAGCCUUGGAGAAGUGCAACAUGGAAUUUAUCCUGUGAAAUUAGUUAAAGCAUCAACGUACAAGGAAAUACUUGAACAAUGGUUCCAUUUUCACUGCUGUUGAGCAUCGUCUUCCCAUUAAAUGUGAACACUUUUAAUGACAGAACCCACAUUUGUCUUGUUGCUUGCACAGAUGUUUCAUGACUUUUCAUAAAACUUCUGAUUUCAUCAGCUGUGCUUUGGUUUGACAAAAUGCCACUGUAGCCCAAUUGUAGCAAAGACAAAUACUUGGUGGCAUUCCCUCUGAACGUCACAGAUAAAUGUGUAAGCUACACAGACUAGGAUGCACUUAGUGGUUCUUGUUACAGCUGUUUUGCUGUGUUGCCUGAUAUACUGAGCACGACAGAACUCUGAAGUUGACCUGAACCUCCCUGUCCUACUACAGAUUUACUUGGACCAUAUCACUGUGUUGAGCGCAGCUACCUGUCUACGGCUAUUUUCUUUUAGAUGGUGUCUACAUAGCUUAACCAAAUGUAACAUCCACUACAUUCAACGCUUACAUCAAUAAUUGUAAAUUCAUACAGUCAAUUUAUCUUGCAACUGUAGACAAGGAGCUGCCCUGCCACAGAGAUGGGCAGUGUACAAGAUAAAGGAUAGUGCAAUCACUUUGUUAAGGAGUGUUUAAAUGUGAUUAAUAGGGCAUCCUGAAGAGUCAUGCAGGUAAUGACACUGUUCUGUAAAUAGCGUUUCUGUGUUCACCUGGAUUCUGUGCAUUUUGUGCCUUAUUCAAUAAGCAUUAUCAUUGAUAUUGAAAUCUUGUCAAGUGUUCUUGAACAGAAAAGCUGCUUUCCAGUGUGCCAGUUGUAUUUUAUUUUUAAAUAGUUUCAUAUAAAAUUAAAUAAUCAAGUCACAGCCUAAAAUGUAAAGAUGACCUGCAGCCAUUUAAUGAGAGGUGGAAGAAAAGACAAGUGAUCAAAAUUUUGGUAAACAUUCCUCUGUGCAGUUUUUGACAAGAACGAGGGAUAUUUUUUAAAAAGGUAGCAUUAGUUGAGCAAAAUUUACUUUAAGCGAGCUGGUGUGUCACAUUUAAGGUAUGUAAAAGCAUCAAGGUGCACAGGUAACCCAUGCUUCUUAUUGACAUUGACCAGAGGGGUCAACCUGCAUGGCUGAAAUACUAACUGAAUCAAAUGAAAGGUAGAAGUGUCCAGGAUAAAGUGGUAUAAUUCACUCACGGUAAUCAAAUCUAUAAGACACUGCAGAUUCCUUAAUGGCCAAUGGACAAACUGUUCAUUUCAACGCUGUCAAAGUUAAAAUAGUAAUUUUGCACCCAUUUUGGCUAAAGGUAAAAAAAAGCCCAAAUUGAUUAAACAAUGCUGCACUGUAUAUUGCAAUUUGAGCUCAUGCUCAAUUUUACAUUGCCAUUUUCAACUUCCUGUAUUGCCUUUACAUUUAGAUUCACCAACUACUUUCUCCAUUUGUGUUAAAGUAAACCCGGAUUGGUUCUCUUUAUGGUACAUUUGGCAAGCUAACCCAGAAAAGAAAAAAAAACUUGUUGUUGUUUAAUGGUCCUGAAGUAACAUGUAUAGAAAACUCUUGUAAACUUGUACUGUGGAAGUGUACAUAACUACAUACAUUUUGUUUUUAACACCGCAUGUAAAGUCAAAAUAAAAGAAUCAAAUGGAAUAUUUAA